Messenger RNA from Trypanosoma rangeli, 408 nucleotides. RefSeq lists its product as uncharacterized. The transcript has a single exon. The record is from RefSeq and is a predicted model, not a curated record. Lineage: Eukaryota; Euglenozoa; Kinetoplastea; Trypanosomatida; Trypanosomatidae. The coding region runs from base 1 to 408 and encodes 135 amino acids.
AUGAUGUUACGCUGUACGCUUUGUUGUCGUGCGCUGCCGAAAGUUGAGCGGCGCAAGCGGAAGGGGCAACCAACGCGACCAGGACUCCCAGAUCUUCCAAAGAGUGCAGGUGGCUACUUCUUCCGGCAGUUGCGUCCCUAUCUUCCUAUAGUGUGGCAGUAUGGGUGGCGUUGGAAGUUGCUUCAGGGCCUGUGGCUCGGUACGGCUUUUUCCUUUGCUGGUUAUUUGAUCUACGUCAUUUACUUCCGUGACUCUGAUGAGGUCAUUGCGGCAAAGGCGGCAAAGUAUACGUAUGUGCGAAACGAGCAGGGCGAGGUGGUUGACAUUGGCUACAAACCAAUUAUUGAUGCUAGCCGCCGUGCACAACGACGGGCCCGACGAUUGCUGGAGGAUGAUGACGAUGAGUGA